Molecule: messenger RNA, 2370 nt
Organism: Neltuma alba
Lineage: Eukaryota; Viridiplantae; Streptophyta; Magnoliopsida; Fabales; Fabaceae
Product: U-box domain-containing protein 19-like
Exons: 2
Coding region: 1-2133 (710 amino acids)
Biological process (GO): protein ubiquitination
Molecular function (GO): ubiquitin-protein transferase activity; protein binding
Source: RefSeq, a predicted model, not a curated record
AUGUCAACUUCAAUCCCGCAUGAUAUCCGAAAGAGUUUCCUUUUCUCUCUUCACGCAUUCUCAUUCCUUUCAAUGAUUAAUGCAUCCAAUCAAUCAGGCCGCCGUAUUCUGUCAUUCCCGGCGGUUCAUCCCUGCGAGGGCGUGUCUCCGGCCGCCCUUCUCGCUUCUCUGAUCUCUCUUUCUCAGGCUAUAUGCAGUUUUCAAUCCAAGUUCUUCCCAACCCAACGUCGAAACUCCAGAGAAAUAAUUCGCCAACUUGGUAUCAUCCUCCUCUUCUUCGAGGAAAUUCGAGACCGUGGUGUUCCGAUAAGCGACUCUGUUGCUCUCUGCUUCUCCGAACUUCACCUCUGUCUCCAAAAAAUUCACUUUCUACUCUCAGAUUGUACUCGUGAAGGUGCUCGGCUAUGGAUGCUGAUGAAAUCGGAACACGUCGCCACUCAAUUCAGGGUUCUGACUCGCGCUUUGGCCACUGCUCUUGACGUUUUGCCUCUGAGCAGCAUAGAGAUUUGUGAUGAAGUAAAAGAGGUAGUGGAAUUAGUAGCCAAGCAAGCUCAGAAAGUGAAGCUUGAACUAGACCCGCACGAUGAACAUGCCACCACGCAGGUCCUUUCAGUUUUGAAUCAGUUCGAGAGAGGAAUGGAACCCAACUUGAGCAUCAUGAAGCGAACCUUGAACUACUUGGGGAUAAAGAAUUGGAAUGAUUGCAACAAAGAGAUUAAAUUCUUGGAAGAUGAAGUCAACUUCAACUCCUCCGAAGGUGACGAGGGGGAGGUCCCUUUUCUGAGUAACUUAGUUGGGUAUUUAUGCUAUUGCAGGGUAGCGAUAUUCGAAACUCUGGAUUUUCAACAAACCGCCACCGACCCAUCGGAGACAAGAUGUAGCACGGAGAUGAUUAACUUCUUAAACCCACAGGACUUUCGAUGUCCGAUCUCUUUACAACUAAUGGCCGAUCCUGUGACUUUAUCAACGGGUCAGACGUAUGAUCGGGCAUCCAUUCAGAAAUGGCUCAAAGCUGGAAACAGGACAUGCCCGAAAACAGGGGAGAAGCUCACAAACACAGAGCUCGUCCCAAACACGACGCUCAGAAAGCUAAUCCACCAGUUCUGUGCUGAUAACGGAGUUUCCACCAGCAAGUCCGGUCACCGGAGUCGCGACAUAACGAGAACCAGUGUCCCCGGCAGUACAGCUUCAGCACACGCCAUGCAAUUUCUUUCAUGGUUCAUUGCCAGGAGGCUUGUGUUCGGAACAGAUGAGCAGAAAAACAAGGCAGCCUACGAAAUUCGUGUUCUUGCAAGGUCCAACAUUUUCAACAGAGCGUGCUUGAUUGAGGUGGGAACAGUGCCUUCGUUGCUCAAUCUCUUGGACACUAACGAUAAAUCAACGCAAGAAAACGCAAUCUCUGCUCUUCUGAAGCUGGCAAAGCAUACCAAUGGACAGAAAACUAUAAUGGAAAGCGAUGGAUUAACGCCAAUCCUUACUGUUCUCAAGAAUGGAAUUAGUUUGGAAGCUCGUCAAACCGCAGCUGCUAUAAUAUUCUACCUUUCUUCCACUAAAGAAAACAGGAAAAUAAUCGGAGAAAACCCAGAAGCAAUCCCAGCUUUGGUAGAACUAAUCAAGGAAGAAACAACAGCCUUGGGGAAAAAGAACGCCACAGUCGCCAUUUUUGGGCUUCUCCUGCUUCCUCAGAAUCAUCAAAAAGUGCUUGAAGCCAAUGCUGUUCCUGCACUAGUUAACAUCUUAUCUUCAUCAGAAAAAUCUGACCUGACAACAGAUUGUUUAGCAGUUCUUGCGGCGUUGGCGGAGAACGUGGAGGGAGCAAAAGCUGUGUCAAAAGCUUGUGCUUUGCCUUUGAUCGUUGGGAUGUUGCAGAAAAUAACAUGGAGGACAGGGAAAGAACACUGCGUAGCAAUUUUGAUGUCGCUGUGCGUUCAUGUGGGAGAAGAAGUAGUGAGUAUUCUGGCGAAGGAUCCUUCAUUGAUGCCAUGGCUUUACUCGCUGCUCACCGAUGGAACUUCUCAUGCGGCCAAGAAGGCGCGUUCUCUCAUCAAACUUCUUCACGAAUAUAACGACACUAGAACUUCUCAGUGGCUUAGUUCCUCCGUUCUGCCAGAACGAUCCCUUCACAUUUGGUGAAUACAGAACACAGAUUACAGAUUACAGAUUACAGACACUCCCGUGUAAAUAGUAUACCAAUUGAUGUAAUACGAAUUUGGAAACUAUGGAAUUGGCUCCAUGCUUUUUUUUCUCCCUCCUCAAGGAGCGAAGCUCAUUGAGUAGUCACUGUGGAUGAAGUUUAGUGAAAAUAAAUCCCAGAAUCAUAUACUUGGAUUCAUUUCAGUUAAUAACAUGUUGGGUUUGCUUUUAGCUCAA